UGACUGAGCCACUCAGGCGCCCCGAGACAACUUGUCCUUAUCAUGGUUCAGGCAUGAGAUCCUGGUGUCUAUUCUUUUAAGUACUUGUCUGUCCUGUCAGAUCCUGAACCGCGUCAGCUGCUUUCCCUGCUGGCUUGUGCCUCCGGGCUGGAGCUGAAGUGCCCACCAUUGGUUAGGUCUUCUGGCAGAGCACCAUGCUUGAAAAAGGACAGCUGCUUUACUGGCUUAAUUUGCUACCGUCCUUCACCCGACCUGCCCACCACAGCUCUGGACACCAUGAGGGAGUAGCCACCAGAACCAUACCCACCUAUCAAGUGGCCUCUCCCGUGCUCCUGGGUCCUUGUCUAAGGAUCUUAUGAUCCCAGCAGUAUGCUCAUCACACACUGAUUGACCGCAUCUCUCUGAGUAGUGACACACAUACGUAACCUCUCUAACCAACCUCCUCCUCCGAGUAAGUAGCUUUUUCUUCCCUGGGCCUUACAUUUCUUAUUUUAAAAGAGGGUGACUUCAAUUACUGGUCCAGCUCUGAUGAGCCCGGCGAUUCCAGAAGAGCUCGAAAAAACUGAGGCCCCACGCAAAUGACAGGGAAACGUGAAGGAAUUUACGAAGCCCGGCCAGCUCGAACUCCUGGAGAGCACUUGCUCCGCUCCGCCCGAAGAGGCGUUUCAGCGCCGCUAGCUGGAGUCUGCGCCUUCCGCUUCUGGAGCUGCCUAGCCUCUUUUGCGCAGGCUAGGUUCAGCUGCCCCAGGCCUUUGGGAGGAUUUAGUUCGUUCAGAGGCAUGAGGACGAGCGACUUCCACAAGGGCAUGUUUGCCCUCACCAGGAGAAGCAAAAAGGGGGACGGAGGGAUGCCACCUACAGUACCAACCAUGACCCCAAACAGUUUAGACUCAACCACAUCUAGCCUCGCCCGCUUCCGCAGUACCAAUAAUUAACACGAGAAAAAUUUGCACUCAUUAUCGCGAGAGCAAAACCAGGGGCUGGGGCCAAAAAAAGGUGUCUCAUUGCGCAAGCGCAAUUUUGCCAACGCCCCCAUUCUUCGUGCGCGUGUAUUGGUGCAACGUCCCGGCGCCUACGAAAGGCCAGCCUUACGCGAGCGCGCUUGCGUUUCCUCCUCCCCUUGUCAGUUCUCAUUUCACUUCCGGCUCCCACUUCCGGUCCUUCCCCUUCGUCCUUCCGACAGAAAAAUCGGUGGUGCGGUCACAUAGAGUAUUUGUUCCCCGCCAGGGUCGGCCUUGCCUGAGGCAGUGAAGCUCCGGGGGCUGGGGCCGCGCGGCCCCAGGGAAGCGCCCUCACUCAACCAUGGCCCGAAAUGCAGAAAAGGCCAUGACGGCCUUAGCAAGAUUUCGCCAAGCUCAACUGGAAGAGGGAAAAGUGAAGGAACGAAGACCCUUCCUUGCCUCAGAAUGUACUGAGCUGCCCAAAGCUGAGAAGUGGAGACGACAAAUCAUUGGAGAGAUCUCUAAAAAAGUGGCUCAAAUUCAGAAUGCUGGUUUAGGUGAAUUCCGAAUUCGUGACCUGAAUGAUGAAAUUAACAAACUGCUAAGAGAGAAAGGACACUGGGAAGUCCGGAUAAAGGAGCUGGGCGGUCCUGAUUAUGGAAAAGUUGGCCCUAAAAUGCUGGAUCAUGAAGGGAAAGAAGUCCCAGGAAAUCGAGGUUACAAGUACUUUGGAGCAGCGAAAGAUUUGCCUGGUGUCAGAGAGCUUUUUGAAAAAGAACCUCUUCCUCCUCCAAGAAAGACACGUGCCGAGCUCAUGAAAGCAAUCGAUUUUGAAUACUAUGGUUACCUCGAUGAAGAUGACGGUGUCAUCGUGCCUUUGGAACAGGAAUAUGAAAAGAAAUUCAGGGCCGGAUUGGUGGAAAAGUGGAAAGCAGAGCGAGAGGCCCGGCUGGCAAGAGGAGAAAAGGAGGAGGAGGAGGAAGAAGAGGAAGAGAUCAACAUAUAUGCUGUCACCGAGGAGGAGUCUGACGAGGAAGGCAGCCAGGAGAAAGGAGGUGAAGACGGGCAGCAGAAGUUCAUCGCCCACGUCCCAGUGCCAUCCCAGCAAGAGAUUGAGGAGGCCCUUGUGCGGAGGAAGAAGAUGGAACUCCUCCAGAAGUAUGCUAGUGAGACCCUGCAGGCCCAGAGUGAAGAGGCCAAAAGACUUCUGGGCUACUAGGGCUGAGCUGGGACAUGCUCGGGGUCUGGAAAUCUGCCAGGAGGCCGUCAUCCCCCGCUGGCCCUUGGUGAGCCCACUGGACUCUGCUGUCCUGGAAUUGCAGAUGGGCUGGUUCGUGCUGCGAGUCUUCCUGCUACUUCCCCUACCUUUUCUAACCCCCUCUCCUGAUCUGAAGGGACGGGCUGCUGUGCCUCCCCGGCAGGCUGUCUGUGCUGAACCCUCAGCUGUCACUUUUGUACAAAUGUUUGCUAUUGUAGGAAUCCAUUUAUUUUUAUCUAGAGUGUGUAAAACAGGCUGCCUGUGUUUUACUUAGCUUUCUACUGUCAUUCGCUGGGGAGGGAAGUCAACUUAUGACUACCAUUAAAAAGAUGGCAGUUUUUCCUAAAAAGACAUAUUGCUACCUCCUCUUGAAAAAUGAGAAAAUGUGUCAACCCUGGGCCCACAGUCCCACGUGUCAGCCGCCAGCCCGAGCUGUUCCUUUUGGGUCGGGUACUACUCCCAAGUUCUCCAUGGCCCACUCAGCCUGCCUCAUUCCCUCCUGCCCAGGUGGCAGGAAUUUCAGUUUGAUACUUCUGUUUUAUGACUCGUUCUGAAGAGAGCUAUUUUUAUUAAAGAUUUUUUAUAUGAAAGGGCAA
Mirounga angustirostris (Northern elephant seal) is the source of this 2795-nucleotide messenger RNA. It is a transcript of the gene ISY1, whose product is annotated as ISY1 splicing factor homolog. Gene Ontology annotation, biological process: generation of catalytic spliceosome for second transesterification step; mRNA 3'-splice site recognition. Gene Ontology annotation, cellular component: post-mRNA release spliceosomal complex; Prp19 complex; post-spliceosomal complex. The record is from RefSeq and is a predicted model, not a curated record. The transcript is spliced from 11 exons. The coding region runs from base 1303 to 2160 and encodes 285 amino acids. NCBI's taxonomy places the organism in Eukaryota, Metazoa, Chordata, Mammalia, Carnivora, Phocidae.